Molecule: messenger RNA, 1510 nt
Organism: Dermochelys coriacea (leatherback sea turtle)
Lineage: Eukaryota; Metazoa; Chordata; Testudines; Dermochelyidae
Gene: FGF21
Product: fibroblast growth factor 21
Exons: 3
Coding region: 426-1067 (213 amino acids)
Biological process (GO): cell differentiation; positive regulation of protein phosphorylation; positive regulation of cell population proliferation
Cellular component (GO): cytoplasm
Molecular function (GO): growth factor activity; fibroblast growth factor receptor binding
Source: RefSeq, a predicted model, not a curated record
CCCCCUUCCUUUCCCCAAGUUGCAUCAGGUUCCUUUUAUGUGGCCGCCGCUGGCCGGACGCGCCGCAAGUCAGUGACCGGAGCGGUCCCAUGACUCAGGCCCGCGGGGGGGGGGACCCUGCCCGGGGGGAUAAAUAGGUGCCCAGGGCACCCGCUAGGCUCAGAAAAACAGGACCGGGAAGGAGCAGCCAGAGACGGGCCGGGACCCCUCUCACGUCCCCCGCACUGACCUGCCAAGGAAACACAACUUACCCGCACUGGACUGUCUGCUGCGUCUUGGAGCAUUGCUACUGUCGGACUCCUGGGUUCUCUCUCCGGCUCUGGGAGAGGAGUGAGGUCUAGUGGUUAGAGCGGGGCGGGCGCCAGGACGCCUAGUUUCUCUCCCUGAUUUGGGCUCGGAUCCGGCACUGCCUAUCGGCCCUCAGCAUGUGGGGUGGCUCGACCCCCGUCCCAGCAGAGUCCUGGCUGCUGCUGGCUGCCCUGAUGUGGGGGACCCGGCCCCCCGCUCCCUCCCAGGCUGCCCCCCUGCAGAACUCCAGCCCCCUGUACCAGUUCGACGGGCAGGUUCGGCUCCGACACCUGUACACAGCUAACACCCACACACAGCUGUACCUGGAGAUCACCCCGCAGGGCGAGGUGCGCGGGGCCCCCGACCAGACCCCCUACAGUCUGAUGGAGAUUAAGGCGGUGAAGCCUGGUGUGAUCCGGAUGCAAGGGAUGAAAACGCUCCUGUUCCUGUGCAUGGAUCCCAGCGGGCAUCUGCAUGGGGCGAGCUCAUACUCAGAGGCCUGUAAUUUCUGGGAAAAGGUUCAGCGUGACGGGUACAACCUCUACUUCUCUGAGACCCACAACGUCCCUGUCAGCCUGAGGCCUGCAGAGGGGCCCCCUGGCCGGGGGCCAGCCCCACGUCUCUUCCACUUCCUGCCCAUGGUCAGCCGGGUGCCGGUGGAGCCUGUCCUGCUGGAAUACGACUUCUACGGCGACCCGCCGCUGGAUGUGGAGUCCUCCGACCCCCUCAGCAUGAUGAGCCGCCUCUCCCGGGUCCUGAGCCCCAGCUACAUCUUCUAAUAGCCAGGACUCCUGGGUCCCCUGCCCAGCUCAGGGAGGGGAGCAGGGUCUAGUGGUUAGAGCAGGGGGGCGCUGGGAGGCAGGACUCCUGGGUUCUCUCCCUGGCUCCGGGACUGAUUUCCCCUGGACUGGGACCUAUGGACGCCAGUGCUGAGUAGCCUGAUGCAGACAGUGGUCCACAAGAUGCAGCACCAUCGGUCCUACGGGCCGAUUCCCAUCAGCCGUAUUUGGUUCCUAUUUUUCUAUGUAUUUAAUAACUUAUUUAUUAACCAGAUGGGUUUAUUUAUUGAGCGGGUUCGUGGAAUCCGUGGCUGGCUGGGGUGCACAGGUGAGGGGAUUCCUGCUAUUUAUUGGGGCAUCGUUCCAGGACUGGCUAUUUAUUGCGGGGUCCGUGGCGGCUUUGUGGCCAACGGCUUGAGAAUAAACAACUGGUGUGAGCCAAA